Molecule: messenger RNA, 617 nt
Organism: Mandrillus leucophaeus (drill)
Lineage: Eukaryota; Metazoa; Chordata; Mammalia; Primates; Cercopithecidae
Gene: IL21
Product: interleukin 21
Exons: 5
Coding region: 47-535 (162 amino acids)
Biological process (GO): immune response; positive regulation of natural killer cell mediated cytotoxicity
Cellular component (GO): extracellular region
Molecular function (GO): cytokine receptor binding
Source: RefSeq, a predicted model, not a curated record
GCUGAAGUGAAAACGAGACCAACGUCUAGCUCUACUGUUGGUACUUAUGAGAUCCAGUCCUGGCAACAUGGAGAGGAUAGUCAUCUGUCUGAUGGUCAUCUUCUUGGGGACACUGGUCCACAAAUCAAGCUCCCAAGGUCAAGAUCGCCACAUGAUUAGAAUGCGUCAACUUAUAGAUAUUGUUGAUCAGCUGAAAAAUUAUGUGAAUGACUUGGACCCAGAAUUUCUGCCAGCUCCAGAAGAUGUAGAGACAAACUGUGAGUGGUCAGCUUUUUCCUGUUUUCAGAAGGCCCAACUAAAGUCAGCAAAUACAGGAAACAAUGAAAGGAUAAUCAAUUUAUCAAUUAAAAAGCUGAAGAGGAAAUCACCUUCCACAGGUGCAGAGAGAAGACAGAAACACAGACUAACAUGCCCUUCAUGUGAUUCUUAUGAGAAAAAACCACCCAAAGAAUUCCUAGAAAGAUUCAAAUCACUUCUCCAAAAGAUGAUUCAUCAGCAUCUGUCCUCUAGAACACAUGGAAGUGAAGAUUCCUGAGGAUCUAACUUGCAGCUGGACACUAUGUUACAUACUCUAAUAUAGUAGUGAAACUCAUUUCUUUGUAUUCCAAGUGGAGGAG